Nicotiana tabacum (common tobacco) is the source of this 591-nucleotide messenger RNA. RefSeq lists its product as uncharacterized. Gene Ontology annotation, molecular function: nucleic acid binding. NCBI's taxonomy places the organism in Eukaryota, Viridiplantae, Streptophyta, Magnoliopsida, Solanales, Solanaceae. The record is from RefSeq and is a predicted model, not a curated record. Gene Ontology annotation, biological process: DNA integration.
AUGGCCAAGUUCUUCGAAAAAUGGCGCAUCAAGCGAAUACUCUCCACGCCAUACCAUCCCGCUGGAAACGGUCAAGCCGAAUCCUCCAACAAAACCAUAUUGAAUAUCUUAAAGAAAAAGCUUGAGGAUACCAAAGGGCUAUGGCCGAAGUUUCUACCAGAGGUAUUAUGGGCCUAUUGCACCACGCCAAAAACAAGCACCGGGGAAACAUCAUAUUCAUUAGUGUACGGCACUGAUGCUAUAAUACCUGUUGAGGUCAGAGAACCUAGCCUAAGAUACUCCAACGAAAGCGGAUCAAAUAACGACGAGAAUAGAAGACAAGACCUCAACGAGGCAGAAGAACAAAGAGACAUGGCUUACGUAAGGAUGGUAGCCCAAAAACAACAAGCGGAAAGGUACUACAACAAGAAGGCCAAAAUACGACCACUCAAAGUCGGAGACUAUGUUCUCAAAGCAAAAACACAAGCUACAAAAGACCCAAGAGAAGGCAAACUGGGAAAAUUGGGACGGGCAGUACAAAAUUACAGUGGCAGCAAGCAAAGAAGCAUUCCAACUAGAAACAAUGGAAGGGAAACCACUACAAACAACUAG